Messenger RNA from Amblyraja radiata (thorny skate), 2652 nucleotides. RefSeq names its product cytochrome P450, family 24, subfamily A, polypeptide 1 (gene cyp24a1). The record is from RefSeq and is a predicted model, not a curated record. Bases 88 to 1596 code for a protein of 502 amino acids. Lineage: Eukaryota; Metazoa; Chordata; Chondrichthyes; Rajiformes; Rajidae. Gene Ontology annotation, biological process: cortisol metabolic process; cholesterol metabolic process; glucocorticoid biosynthetic process. The transcript is spliced from 12 exons. Gene Ontology annotation, cellular component: mitochondrial inner membrane. Gene Ontology annotation, molecular function: monooxygenase activity; oxidoreductase activity, acting on paired donors, with incorporation or reduction of molecular oxygen; heme binding.
UGCCAUUGCAAAAUAGAGCCGUCGAGACUGCUCAUUUGUUGUCGGGGUUUAUCAUUGGAGGUUUUAGGGGGGUUUAUUUUAAACAAAAUGCGAUUUCAGGUUAAAAACUCAAACGUGUUCCUACAACUUUUCAGGAAAGGUGACAAGUUUAGGCACACCAUUCCGAUUUCUACACACGGCGGUGACUUCGAAAGAGCCCUGGUACCUUGUGAGCUCAACUCCAUCCCGGGCCCCAUCAGGUGGCCGGUGGUGGGGAGUUUGCUGGAGAUCAUGAGGAAAGGAGGGCUCCAAAAACAACACAUAACACUGGUGGAAUUUCAUAAGAAGUUCGGGAAGAUUUUUAAGAUGAAACUGGGUCCCUUUGAAUCCGUGCACGUCGGGGCCCCGUGCCUCUUGGAAGCUCUUUACCGCAAAGAAAGCAACUACCCGCAGCGCCUGGAGAUCAAACCAUGGAAAGCUUACAGAGACUACAGGGAUGAGGCGUAUGGGCUGCUCAUACUGGAAGGGAAGGAGUGGCAACGAGUGAGGAGCGUAUUUCAAAAAAAGUUGAUGAAGCCAACGGAAAUAGCAAAACUGGACGGAAAAAUCAAUGGGAUUCUGAAAGAUUUUAUCCGAAGAUUAGCGAGGCUUCGCGACGAGACAGGCAAAGUUGACGAUUUAUACCAGGAGCUGAACAAAUGGUCCUUUGAAACUAUUUGCUUGGUGUUGUAUGAUAAACGAUUUGGUCUUCUGGAACAAAACGUGGGUGAAGAAUCUUUGAACUUCAUUCAGGCAAUUAAAAUUAUGAUGAAUACAUUUGGUAAAAUGAUGGUGACUCCAGUAGAAAUGCAUAAAAGAUUUAAUACGAAGAUUUGGAAGGACCAUACAGAAGCUUGGGAUAACAUAUUCAAAACAGCAAAAUGCCACAUUGAUGGAAGACUGAACAGAGAGUCGUCUUGCCCUGCCAAUGAUUUUCUCUCCGAUAUUUACAACGGCAGUGAACUAUCGAGAAAAGAGCUGUAUGCUACCAUCACUGAGCUCCAGAUUGGAGGAGUGGAGACGACGGCCAACAGUUUGCUCUGGGCUAUCUUCAAUCUCUCUCGCAAUACUAAAGCACAAGAAAAACUUUAUGAGGAACUGCUGCAUGUGCUACCUGAAGAUCAGGCCCCAUCUGCAGAAGAUAUUAAGAACAUGCCCUACCUAAAGGCUUGUCUGAAGGAGUCUAUGAGAAUUACUCCUUCGGUUCCCUUUACAAGUCGGACCUUGGAUGAAGAAACACUCCUUGGUGAUUAUCUACUGCCGAAGGGAACUACUUUAAUGAUAAGCUAUCACGCAUUAGGGUGGAAUGAAGAGAAUUUUGAUGACGGAAUGCAGUUUAAACCGGAGCGCUGGCUGCAGGAUAAGGAUAAGAUCAAUCCCUUUGCUCACAUGCCGUUUGGUGUUGGGAAAAGGAUGUGUAUUGGCCGGCGAUUGGCUGAGUUACAGCUGCAGCUGGCCCUCUGCUGGUUGGUAAGAAAGUACAAAAUAGUGGCGACCGAUGAAGACCCUGUAGAAGCACUGAACUCUGGGAUAAUGGUGCCAAACCGCAAGAUCCCCGUGGCCUUCCACAAUCGUUAACCGAGCACUGCGAUUCUUCGAGAGCAGAGCCCAACCUACACUCUUGUUAACCUCAGCAUUUUAUAAUCAGUCAAAAAGGUAUCACAAGGCCAAAAGAAUGUUGUGGGAAUGGAAGGAUUUCAACACAUUUGCUGACCCACAGAGGAUUACAGUCUCCGUUUGGCCUGAUAAGAAAUUAAGUCAUUGCAACCUUAUUUUGACAGAACCAUUCACUGAGCAAUAGACUUACGAGUAAAUAGUAAAACAACACUCAGUGUGACAUUUGAUGCUUAAUAUCUUGUAAGGUUGAAAUGCAUUAUAUGUAAAAUCAUUUAUCGUGAAGAAGUAAGGGUUUUUCAAAUAACCAGAAAAAACUCCACGAAAACCUGACUAUGUCAAUGUACUGUAACCGGAGCUUUUACAGGUAGCUGCCAGUCCCCAGAAGCUGGGUUGUUUUGUGCUCUUGCUGUGAUCUGCUUCAGGUAGAAAAUCUGCCCACUAAAAGCAUCCACAUACCUGAAAGGUGAAGGAGAAAUUCCAAGUGGAUUAAAGCUUCUGUUUUUUUUCUACACUAGCUGGAACAAUUACACAGUAAAAUAUAAUUGGUGUAGAAAUUAAUCUUGGAAGAUAGUGGAAAACUGGAUGCAUCACAUUGACUGCUUAUUCUUUUUACUUUUAUCCUAUACUCGAUUGUGUAAAAACAUAAAAUAGUGGUGUACAAUGUGCAAUCUCCUGUUCUUCUCUCCUGUGUAAAAUUAAUCCCUACUCUGUUGUCCUUGUUGCAUAUAAUUAUGUAAAUAAUUGAAACUAAGUUAACUAUAUAUCAAUUCAUCAAAUCAUGGUCAACAAUAAUGUUUACAUCUUGAAAGCGAUUGAUAAAUUGACAUUUGCAGAAAAAUUAGCCUGUUUGUGUCAAAUGUUAAGCUCAUUUAAAUGGAUUUUACUUAAAUUCAAUUUAAAAAUUAAAGGCACUUUGUAAUGUAUUAGUCAAUCUGCACAGCUGAAGCAAAUUUUACUACCUGACUUGUAAAAAGUUUUUUAAUAUGCUAAUAAAAGGCAAUACGAACAAUUUAACAA